This is a messenger RNA of Caenorhabditis elegans, 915 nucleotides long. Lineage: Eukaryota; Metazoa; Nematoda; Chromadorea; Rhabditida; Rhabditidae. The record is from the annotation of a RefSeq genome assembly.
AUGCCUACUUUACUAGAAUUGCCGUUGGAAAUUGCCAAUCAUGUUUUGAAAAGCUGGAGCCCAUUGAACGACUAACCUGCCGUAAAGUCUGUCGAAGCUUGAGAGCCGCCCUUGACAAGCUUGGAAUCCGUUUUGACACCAUCAAGCUGGACGUUAUGAGCGAAACCCUUUCAAUACGGUUUGAUAAGAUUGAACUGGAAUACACUGAUUCAGCUGUGAUCUACAAAGGACGGAAGACUAUUAUCCAAGAAAAAGAUUUCAUGGAGUUGGCAUUCAAGGACCUGAAAAUAGCAAUGAACCAUGCAUCUUCAUUUGUUCUGCAAAACUUUACAAGAAAUAAAAACGAGGUUCUCAAAUCUCUUGUGAAUGUUUUGGAGAACGGAGGAAGCGUUCACGUGAAGAAAAUAAAUCUUCUAUACCUAACAUUCAACGAAAUUCUUUCAAUAUUGCCGUGUUUUGAAGCGGACGUGCUGGACGAUAUUAAUUGUUUGCUCAUUGGCAAGGUUCUUGAUUUUGAAAGGAUCACUUUGCUGGAUCAGUGGAAAUGUGCAAAAAGCUUCCGAUCCACGUAUUAUGGUGUUACAAAUUGUUACCUGACAGCAAUUGAUCAUUUCUUUCAUUUCGAAGAGUUCUGUACAACGAUUGUUCAAUUUCCACAAGAAGACGCAAUUAAAAUUCGAGAUGACCUCUUGAAAAGAAGUAGUUUCCGGCGUUGCAUUAUUUGGUUUGACCCUGGAAAUCUGAUCGAAUUUGCAAGAUUGUUUCAACCAGAUUUUACUAUUGGUGAUGAAAUGGAUAUUGAGUUUACAAGCAGUGGAGCUAAUUUCAAACUUCGUCGUUAUAAUAAUGCUUCACAUUUGAUGGUUGAAAUUAGAAAAUGCUAAUUCCUUUUUAUUUUAUUUUCAAACAUCUGUA